Messenger RNA from Fragaria vesca subsp. vesca, 1501 nucleotides. Its product is annotated as alpha-amylase-like. The record is from RefSeq and is a predicted model, not a curated record. Bases 15 to 1247 code for a protein of 410 amino acids. The transcript has 4 exons. NCBI's taxonomy places the organism in Eukaryota, Viridiplantae, Streptophyta, Magnoliopsida, Rosales, Rosaceae.
AGCAGAAGGGAGACAUGAAUUCACUUAAAAUUUCCACCCUUUGUAUCCUACUCUCUAUCAUUUCCAUACCCAACUUCACUGCUUCCCAAAUCCUAUUUCAGGGGUUCAAUUGGGAAUCAGCAAGGAAGGGAGGAUGGUACAACAUCUUGGAGCAGUCUGCAGCUGAACUAGCUUCUUCAGGAAUUACACAUGUUUGGCUUCCACCACCUUCUCAAUCUGUUUCAGAUGAAGGCUACAUGCCUGGCAGGCUCUAUGAUCUCACAUCAAAAUAUGGAAACCAAGAUGAAUUAAAGGCGCUGGUAAAAGCCUACCAUGACAAGGGGAUACAGAGCAUAGCAGAUAUUGUUAUAAACCAUAGAUGUGCAGAGAAGCAAGAUGAGAGAGGAAAAUGGUGCAUUUUUGAGGGAGGAACACCGGAUGAUCGCCUUGAUUGGGGGCCGUCUCUUAUUUGCAGCGACGACACAGAUUAUUCUGAUGGCAAGGGAAACCCUGACACUGGAGCUCCCUUUGUUCCUGCUCCUGACAUUGAUCACAAAAACACAAGGGUCCAGAGUGAGCUCUCGGAUUGGAUGAACUGGUUAAAGACCGAAAUUGGUUUCAGCGGCUGGCGAUUUGAUUUUGUCAUGGGAUAUGCUCCAGAGUUCACCAAGUUGUAUGUGGCAAACACAAAGCCUAGUUUCUCAGUAGGAGAGUAUUGGAAUUCCACUACUCGCGACGAGCUCGCUGGAUGGAUAGGGAAUGCUGGAGGAGAGGUUACUGCUUUUGAUUUUACAACUAAAGGGAUACUUCAAGCUGCUGUCCAGGGUGAACUGUGGAGGUUGAAGGACUCGAAUGGAGGUCCUCCUGGAUUGAUUGGAAUAUUGCCACGCAAUAGUGUGACAUUCAUAGACAAUCAUGAUACAGGUUCCACACAAAAAAAGUGGGAAUUUCCAUCAGAUAAAGUCAUGCAGGGAUAUGCUUACACUCUUACUCAUCCAGGCGUCCCAUCAAUAUUCUAUGACCACUUCUUUGACUGGGGAUUGAAAGGGGAGAUCUCGAACCUCACUGCAAUUAGGUCCAGGAAUGGGAUCAAGCCCGACAGUGCCGUCAGUAUCCUAGCAGCUGAUGCAGAUCUCUAUGUAGCUUCCAUAGAUGACAAAAUCAUAACCAAGAUUGGUCCAAGAUUCGAUGUUGGGAACCUUGUACCGUCAACAUUCAAAAUUGCAACUUCUGGAAAGGAUUAUUGUGUUUGGGAGAAAUCAGCAUGAAGGUCUAGCAGCAAAUAAUUAAUAAAGCACUGGUGAUUGCAACUUUGCAAGUGUAUAUCAUAAAGUAAAAGGUGUUUUAGGAGAGAAUCUACCGUUAUUGUUCGAUAGAAAUACUUAUUUAGAGCAUCUCCAACAGCUUUUCCAUUUUCUUGAAAUUCUCAAUUUUGAGGAAUAUAGAGCUAUUUUUAGGUCCAACAGCUAUCCCAUCCUAUUCCCCAAAAUGGGGAUGAAGAAGAAAAAGAAGUUUUCAUUCC